This is a messenger RNA of Pseudogymnoascus verrucosus, 2485 nucleotides long. RefSeq lists its product as uncharacterized. Lineage: Eukaryota; Fungi; Ascomycota; Leotiomycetes; Thelebolales; Thelebolaceae. The transcript is spliced from 6 exons. The record is from RefSeq and is a predicted model, not a curated record. The coding region runs from base 810 to 1988 and encodes 392 amino acids.
CAUCCCUCUCCACUUCGCUCAUUUGACAAGUCGUGCUAACUCGCUAACUGUGUGCUAGUGGUGUCUACUUAUAUGCUCUAAGAGGUCCCAAGAACCCCUAACGUGGUCUAACAUGGUCUAAUGAGUUUUACGAAGUAAUGAGGACUGAGGUUAGCGACCUUGUCUUCCAUAUAGUCCAUUUUGAUUGGACUACCCCGCAAUAUUUCGAUUACCAUGACCAGCUUAUUGAGGGCUCGAGCCUCUCCUGAGGUAUCCAGGAGGUCGGUGCUGUACGAAGACGGGAUGAAAAAAGGCGCAACUAAUCCUGCCGCUUUCCCAGUUUCCCUUAAAGCAGCAUUACGGAAAGCGCUAUCUAUGGCUAUGGUGACAGAUUAUGCCUCCACUUCCGUUGUCCCCCCCGAGAAUCUUUCACCAUCAUUCGCCUCUAACCACAUCUAUGGUGGCUGUUACACACCGGUGCCUUCUUGGCUGUCAUACAGAGACAUGAUCGUCAGCUUGGCCAUUGCUCUAGAAUGUGGAAUUGGAGUCCAGUCCUCGCUCUCGCAUAACAAGCAACCGAGAUUUCCCCCCGAAGCAGAACGGUCCUUCUGAUUGGCAAUCAUUUCCUUUUUCUCUUCGCACAAGAGAUCGACUCUGCACCGACACUAACACCUUAUUUAUCUCCGAUCCCCGCUGUCAUCGAAGCCUUGCUCAUAGCUGCUCUCAAUUGCUCUCUGGGUCAACCGAACAGUGAUGGCCGGUCGUUGAUUUCCAACGUCACGUUUAAGAUACACUACUACCCGCCGAUUCUUGAUGGUACUCCGGAUAUAAUGCAUACUAUCCUCCCAAGACGCCCUCCCCAUGGGGAUGUCACAAGAAUCCCGACACCGCCGCUACAAGCUGCGGGACUGUUUAUCAACUUUUUCUUUCCCGCCCUGGCACUGAUUUUCGUGUGUCUGAGAGCCUUUUGCAGAGUCAAAAUCAAGCAAUGGGGUCCCGAUGACUACUUCAUCAUUAUUGGAUUGAUGUUUUCACUUCUGAUGUGUGGGCCGUUUUAUAUGCACAUCAAGCUGAAUUACUGGGGAUGGUAUGCGGUCGAUGUGCCAGCAGAUUACGAUCCUUCCCCUGGAAUGUGGUGGUUCUAUCUGGCACAAUUAUUUUAUAAUCCAAUCCUCGCAUUCGUCAAAGCCUCGGUCCUAUUAUUCUUGCUACGCCUAGGUGGCCAAAGGCCAGCUACUCGCUACGCCAUAUACGCUCUGUUUACUUUCAACGCCUUGCAGGCCAUCGCCAUAUUCCUCGUGGCAACACUGCAAUGUCUACCAAUUGCAGCCAACUGGGAUUCUGCUGUAAUGGCCACCGCAACUUGUGUUGAUGUGUCGUUUCACGUCGCAAUCUCGGCCUUAACUAUAUUCACGGAUAUCCUGGUGCUUGCUCUACCCUUCUGGAUUUUCCUGGGGCUUAACAUGCCCAUGGCACAAAAGAUGACAGUAAUCGGCGCAUUUUUGCUUGGAACCUCCGUUACCGUAGUGGCUAUCGUCCGAUUUGUCGAGUUAUACAGGUUGUUCUACGUGCCCAACCCGAACGGAGAUCCUUUCCAUUCUAUUGGAAUCACGCUUUCCACCGUGGAAGCAAAUGUCGCCAUCAUAUCCGCUACUAUUCCCGCCUUGAGACCUCUCGGCAGAAUCUUGAUGCCAGGCCUCUUUGCUGGCUCAAGCGUCAACUAUAAUACAUCGAAAAGCGGCGGCAACUUGCGCAGCGACAACCCAGCUAUCUAUAACCGCCAUGGUACCAGCGUUAGCAUAGCGAUGAAGAGUAUGCGCGACGGUUCACAGGCCAAGCAUACUGAGUGCCGCAGCGUGAGCCCCAAUGACAGCGAGGAGGAAAUCAUGACAUACCAUGGCAUCGUAAAGUCUACAGAUGUGCGCGUGCAAUUUGACAGCGAGAAUGACGAUCGGGCAUCGUCUCGGAUGUCGAACGAGCAAAAGGGAGGCAGGUAUAGCAGGACGUGAUGUGAGCUUCGGUAGUUACAUUUGAUCUAUAACGGAUGAUACCCGGUCUACAGCGACUUUAAUUCGGAGGGCGAGUCUACGCGAGGCGGGUGGGGACUUGACGAAGCCUGAACCAGUCGAUCCCAAUCGCAUGUCGGGCACUGGCACAUAUCAUGCCAUUGCAUAUAACGUCCGCCGUUGAACUAAAUGGCUGCUUUUGAUAGCAAUAGCCAUAGGCUGUAAUAUUAUUUACAGCAUACCAAGCAUCGUCUCUUAAGUUUAUAUACCAUUGUUCGCAGCAGAAUCCAUCCCUUGGAUUUAAGCUUGAAAGAUCAUUGCAGUGCAGUGAGACCAUAAAACAAAGCCGUGAAAGGGUGCAAAUAAGGUUGUCCUUGUAAUUGACACCUUGUGGCACUCCAAACAAUAUAUCUAUAUUGUUAGAUAUAUACUAUAGACGACACCACAUGCUCCCUUGGUAUAUGUAUUAUAAAAUUAUGUGUUUACCCACUUCACACGCU